Messenger RNA from Pedinophyceae sp. YPF-701, 5265 nucleotides. The record is from the annotation of a GenBank genome assembly. NCBI's taxonomy places the organism in Eukaryota, Viridiplantae, Chlorophyta, Pedinophyceae.
AUGGCGUCGAACGCGCUCGUUCCGAGGGACGUUCCCGGCAGCGCUCAGAAUACGAGGCAGCGCUCCCCGGACGACAUCUACCAGGAACUGCUCCAGGAGAAUACGACGCACUUUUCGCCCGAAGAGCUCCAGCGCCUGCUCCUCGCCUUCAAGCGCGUCACCACCGACCGCCUGCAGGGCACCCAGUUUUACCAGAUCGUCGAGCAGGAGCUCGGGUGGACGAACCUCCUCCUCAGGAAACAGCUCUUCCGCGCGUUCGACAUAGACAACCAGGGCGAUGUCGACUUCCGCGAGUUCGCCGAGGCCUACGCCAUCAUGCUGCGAGGCACCGUCCCGGAGCUCCUCGACUUCGCGUGGCGCGUGUACCACGUCCAGGGCCCCCCGGACCAGCUCUCCCUCACCGACAUCUACACCGUGCUGCGGCUCGCGCUCUCCGGCCUCGAGGAGGUCCGCAGGAAGCAGGGCAAGGCCGCGGGCGGCGCCGCGGAGGAGUCGCGGUUCCCUGAGCGCGCCGCGAAGGCGCUCAUGGACCAGGUCUUCCCCGUGGGCAGGCCCGCAGUGAGCCGGCGAGAGUUCUCGCUCGCUGUGCUGCGGCACCGCAAGCUGGUCGACUGCCUGGUUCCCGGGUUCGAGCUGAUCCCUCAGGACGCGCUGCACCGCGCCGCGGAAGCCGGCGAGCUGGAGGAAGUGCAGCACCUGAUGAACGUCGACAAGCUCGACGUGGACGGCGAGGACGGCCUGCAGUACCCGACCACGCCGCUGCACCUCGCGAGCCGGUACGGGCACGCGCUCGUCGUGCGCGAGCUCCUCGAGGAGGGCGCGAACCCGCGCAUCCGCUCCCGCGAGGGCGCGACCGCGCUGGACCUCGCCGUCGAGCACAACAAGCACCCCGCGCUGGAGGCGAUGCUGGAGGCUGGUGCCGACGUGCUGGUGAAGAACGCCCGGGGCGCGACCGCGGUGCACACGGCGGCGCGCUGCGGCAACAUCACGGCGCUCAAGAGCCUCAUGAGCAAGGUCCCGGACAAGGUCGUGGCCCUCAAGGACGCGAACGGCGACACGCCGCUGCACGCAGCGGCGGCGGGCGACCACCACAUCGCGCUGGUGGUGUUCCUGGACUCGGGCGCGCUCGACGCGUCGCUCGGGCAGGACUGCGAGCUCGACGUGCGCAACGCGGCGGGGCAGACGCCGCUGCACGUCGCCGCGGUGCACAGGUCGUACCGCGUGGCGCGGCGGCUCAUCGAGCUGGGCGCCGACGCCGGCGCCGUGGACUUCAGCGGGCGGACCGUCCUGCACGCCGCGGCGUCCGUGCCCGGGAACGAGGCCGUGCUCGACAUCAUCCUCGCCGCGCGGCCCGCCGACGUCGCCGUGCGGGACAACGAGGGCGCCGCCGCGCUCAACCUGGCCGCGCGCGGCCGCGACGUGCGCAUGCUCAAGGCGCUCGCGCACGCCGGGUCCGACCCGAACACGCGCGAGAUCUCCACCGGCUACACCCCGCUCCACCGCGCGGUCCUCCUGUCGUGGUUCGAGGGCGUCGACGUGCUGCUGUCCAUGCCGAACGCGCUCCUCCUGCGCGACGCCGCCGGCUGCACGCCGCUCGACUACGCGCGCACGCCGGACGUCCUCGAGCUGCUCCGCGACUACGUCGACGCGCAGUACCCCGAGGCCGCGGACGACCACCCCGUGGUGUUCGACUUUGGCAUGGUCUUCCACGACGGCACGUGGCAGCAGAUGGUGACGGGCCCGGACGCGGGGAACAUGGUGCUCACGCGGCCGAAGGUGUCGCCCGCGGUGCGGCAGCAGCGCAUCCAGGCGGCGCUCAUCGACAAGGACUCGGUCGUGCGCCGGAUGCGGCGCGCGGGGCUCGUGGUGCACAAGGAGAAGGUGCACAUGAAGGGCAACGGGCUGUCGGGGCGCGUGCAGCAGUACGAGCUGGUGCGCAUCGGCGUGCCGCUGUACCGGCUGCAGCUGGAGGCGGCGCGGAUGCGGCAGCGGCAGAUGCGGGUGGAGUCCGGCGCGGAGGAGGACUUCUUCAUCGACCACGCGACGUACCCGGAGACGGGGUUCGCGCCGUUCACGCGCGGGCAGCGGCAGCGGAUCAUCCUGAACAUGAUCGAGGCCACGCCGGCGGAGAGCCCCGUUACGUCGCUGACGCUCGGCGCGGACGACAAGGCCGCGAGGGGCGUCGGGGGCGUGUCGGCGAGCGCGCUCGCGCGCGACGAGCGCGCCGCGGCGGCCGAGAUGGAGCUGGCGGAGUACCGGCCCGCGGGCAUCAAGCUUUCCCUGUACAUGCGCCUCAAAGUGGUGGACGACUUCUUCGUGCUGCACCACGAGCAGUCCAAGGAGGAGGUCCUCGCGGCGUGGCGCAUCGGCCAGCAGGGCUGGUUCGCGCACCUCGCGGCGUCCUUCCGGGAGUUCUUCUCGUCGGCGCGGCGGCGCGCGUCGCUGCCGCUGCUGGCGAUCCUGCGGUACUUCGGGACGAAGUUCGCGUUCUACGCCGCGUUCGUCGGGAUGCUCGGGCACUGGAUGAUCGCGCCGGCCGUCACGGGCCUCGUGUCGUUCGGCGUGAUCUGGAUCCCCGUGCGCAAGAGCGUGGCGGUGAACGACCCGUCGGACACGACGCUCAAGGACACGUACGACCACCCGAUCAUCUUCGGGUACGGCAUCUUCCUCGCGAUCUGGGCCAGCCUGCUCGUGCGGUACUGGGUGGUGAAGCAGAAGGAGCUGGCGUUCCGGUGGGGGUGCCACGCGUUGACCGAGUACCCCCGGACGGCGAACCCGUACUCGUCCGCGACGGUGAAGCGCAUGUUCGUGAACGGGACGUGGCAGUACCGUCCCGCGACGACGCCCGCGCAGUUCAAGACGCGCCUGACGCGGAUCACCUUUGUGUCGACGUUUGCCUUCCUGCUCUUCGUGGCGGCGACGGUGGCCAACUCGUGGGGCUGGCUGUACAUCAUCGACGUGGUCAUCGACGACCGCGAGUCCCUGCACAGCACGUUCCGGCCGUUCCUCGACGACGACGGCAACACGGCGAUCGAGAAGGACCGCAACCUCAAGGGCACGCUCGCGCUGUACGCGGCGACGGGCGGGUCGGCGCUGUGCAUCUACGUCCUCAACGCGCUGUGGGAGAAGGUCGCGGUGUGGCUGACGAAGAUGGAGGACUACGCGACGCUGCGCGAGUCGGACAUUUCGCUGGCGGUCAAGGUGGUGCUGUACCAGAGCAUCAACACGUACCUCUCGCUGCUGUACUUCGCGUACUGGGACCAGGACAUCGACAAGACGGCCGCGCAGCUCGCCGGCAUCAUCAUCGUCGGCUCGCUCGUCGCGCUGGUGCUGGAGUACCUCGUGCCGUACCUGCGCAACAAGACGACGGGCAUCAGCCAGCGGCGCGCGGACGAGCUCGCGGACGACGACGACGCGUCGACCUACGACUCCCGCACCGAGUCCGCGGGCUCCGGCUCCGGCUCGCGCGCGGGAGCCGGCGGGCGCCUCAAGACGAUGCUGGUGACCAAGCCCAAUAAGCGCAAGGUCGCGCCGAACGACACGAUCGACGACGGGCUCGCGCAGCGCGCCGCGUCGGGCAAGGGCGUGGAGCUCGCGGCGCCGGGGCAGGCGGGCAAGGCCGAGGCCGUCGUGGUGGACCGCGAGCACCGGUUCGAGGGCGCCAGCGAGGCCACGCGGGCGCAGAUCCUGUCGGACAGCGCCGAGUCGAGCACGGAGUUCGCGACGGUGCUGGUGCACUUCGGCCUCAUCGUGGGCUUCGGCGCGGUGUUCCCGCUCGCGUCCGUGAUGUCGUUCAUCCUCCUGCUCGUGGUGUACCGCGCCGACGUGUGGAAGUUCUGCCGGCUGGUGCGGCGGCCGAUCUCGGAGACGACGCCGGACAUCGGGAUCUUCCAGAUCAUCUUCGAGAUGUACGUCGUCGCGGGGAUCAUCAACCACUGCUUCAUGCUCUGCGUGGCGUCCGACGCGCUCCAGGAGUUCAUCAUCGGGCGCGAGAACCUCCAGCUCGACAUCUGGAAGCGCCUGUUCAUCGCGUUCUGCGCCGAGCAGGUCCUCGUGCUCAUCUUCUUCCUCUUCCGCACCGUCGGCGUCUCCCGGGACCCCGCGGCGCUCGUGGAGUCGCGCUCGGAGCCCCUGCGCUCGGUGCGCGAGGCCUACCAGCUCGGCACGAUCCUGCGCGAGAAGCGGUACGCGAUGAUGGUCGCGAACGAGGUGCCGCUGACCGGCGACGAGGCCGUGCGCGGCGCCGCGGAGGCCCUCGAGGUGGAGACGGAGGCCGCGAUCAAGUACCUGCAAGUGGUGCGGUACCUCGAUAGUCUGCCUGGGGCGGAGCGGCGGCGCAUCCUGGUGGACAACGACGCGGGGAUCCAGGCGCUGAAUGCGCGGAUCGCGCUCGCGAAGCGCACGGGCGCGUGGGAGGACCGGAACGAGGCGCCCACGCUGCCGGGGUUGUUGCAGCAGCUGGUGCCGGUGGUGGACCUGGAGCGGUGCUACGUGCUCGGGAAGCAGUUCCGCGAGGCGGUGUGGCGCGUGUGGCGCGCGAACAGCGUGCGGCUGCUGUCGGACGAGGAGGGCGUCGACCCGGACAGCCCCCCCGUCGUCGCCGCCAUCCGCCAGCUCGCCGCGGCCGACGUGGGCAUCACGCUCGGCCAGGCGGACCGCUACACGCGCCUGUGCCGCUACGUCGACGCCGCGGCGGCCGUCCAGGGCACCACGUGCUACGUCAUCCUCGGCCGCCUCGCCCGCAAGAUGCCCACUGGCCUCCUGGGCUUCCUCGAGACCGUGGCGCGCAAGCAACUGAACGACCCGGGCGACCCGCGCCCGUCGUCGAUCAGCGUGGUCGUCGAGCCGACGCGGCUGGCGUCGGUCGCGGUCGCGAAGGCCGCGGUCGUCAGGCGCGCCAUGUACGAAGCGUGGCUGAUCGACCACCACUUGAGCCACGACGAGAUCCUGGACAUCGUGGCGCGGCAGAAGGGCGUGAUGCGCGAGAGCCUCGAGCGGUACCUGCUCGUGAAGCGGUACGUGGACUCGCUGGACGAGACGCGCCGCCGGAGUCUGCUCGAGGUGGUCAAGGCGACGACGCUGGCGCUGGUGGUGGAGGUGGGGCACCUGGUGCGGGAGGGGGCGUGGAUGGACGGGGGCGAGCCGGACUUCCGGCGGCCGGAGAACCAGCCGGCGACGGUGCCGGACGCGUUCGCGGAGACCACGGCGACGGAGACCAUGCACAUCUCGCGGGCGCUGGGGAACGCGCUGGACGACGUCGUGUAG